This is a messenger RNA of Zingiber officinale, 4241 nucleotides long. RefSeq names its product myosin heavy chain, skeletal muscle-like. Lineage: Eukaryota; Viridiplantae; Streptophyta; Magnoliopsida; Zingiberales; Zingiberaceae. The record is from RefSeq and is a predicted model, not a curated record. The transcript has 8 exons. The coding region runs from base 1 to 3999 and encodes 1332 amino acids.
AUGACGGCAGAUGCGAGCGAGUUUAGUGUUGGAUCUGGAGUCGAAAUCGAGGGGUCAGUUGGUCUCGGUUUGGAGUCGAACAGUGAUCAAAAGGUUUCAGGGGACGCUAAUGGCAUUGACUGCUUGGUUGGUGAAGAGAAGGUUAGUGGUCGGACUGGGAGAUUGAUCACGAUGGAGAAUGGUAAUUUGGAGGAAUCGCGGCAGCAGGAUCUUGAUCCAGAUGUCAAAGAAGAUUCGGUUGCCAUCGGGGAUCUAGAACCGAUCGAGAUGAAAAGAGUAAAUGGGGAAUUGACUUCUGAGAAUGAGGGUGAUCGUGAUGGAAGUGUUGAUCCCAUUGUUAAAGUAUCAGUGAUUGUGGAUGAUGAUUGUAAAGAUCUCACAACUUGUGAUAUGGAAGAGGAAUUAGUUGAAUCAGAUUUAGGAACGGUGUCCAAGGAAGAAAUAGGUGAAGCACUUCAGCAAAGUGUCCAACAUGAGGCUCAAGAUGAGAAAGUACGUGACAUUAAAAGUGGAAUCUGUGAGUUGGAAGGAAAAAGAUGCAAUGAAGAGGGCAACAUGGAGCUGUGCAUGAAUAAUGGUCAAGAUCAUGUGAAGGAUAAUAGUAGGCUAGAAGCAGCCAAACUAGAUUUUCAUGUCGAAGUAACAAAUCAAGAAGGUGAAACUCUAGCCAAGGAUAUGGACUUUGAAAACGAGGAAUCAAAUGUUGAAGUAAAUAAAGAUAGCAAUGCUCUGGUUACAGCAAUUGGCAAGGAUAUGGACUUUGAAAACAAGGAAUCAAAUGUUGAAGUAAGUAAAGAUAGCAAUUCUCUGGUUACAACAAUUGACAAGGAUAUGGACUUUGAAAACGAGGAAUCAAAUGUUGAAGUAAGUAAAGAUAGCAAUGCUCUGGGUGCACCAAUUGACAAGGAUAAGGACUUUGAAAAAGAGGAAUCAAAUGUCGAAGUAAGAAAAGAUAGCAGUGCUCUGGUUACAACAAUUGAUAAACAAGGUAAUUUAGAAUUAUCUGUUUAUGACGACGAAAGUCAACAAUGUGAGACCAUAGUUAUUGAGACACAACAUAAGGAAUCCAAAACAUCUGCUGUAGAAUCUAAUAAUGAAGAAAGCAAAGAAGUACUUAACAAUAUCCACCAUGAGAAGGAAGAGGGGACACUUGUAAGAGCUGAUGAGAAGCAGGAAAUUACCAUUUCCAAUACAGAAGUUGAUAACCAAGCAGAUAGGUAUACAAAUGUGUUAUUGCUGGAGAUGGAAGAGUCUCACACUGUGCUUACAGCACCCAACAAGCAUGACCAAGAAAAGCUGAUUGCUCCUGAAACUCAAGUUUUUGAUAAUAAAGAGCAAGAAACUUUAGAAUUAGCUACUGCUGAAGAAGGAUCAGUUGAGGAGACUCAGACUUCAAAGACAUAUGCUGGAAACCAAUGUGAAUUGGUAUCAGCGGUCAAAAUUCGAAAAGAAGAGAAGCUCGAGGGAUUAGUUACAGAGAGCCAGCCUCAUGAAUGUUCUGUUGUUAAUGAGCAUAUGGCUAAGCCUAUGCCAGAAGAACAUUUAGAAGAAAAUAGGAAAGUAGAUGGUAGUGUAUCUUUUGAAACUCACAUGGAUGUUCCUGUAACUGAGAUUAGUGGCAAAGUAGAUGAAGCCGUACCAAGUGGUAACUCCAUUGGUGAUAUUUUGAUUGUUGAACAGUCUCAUGAUUUGCAUUCCGAUGAAGAUUGCUGCAGGUCAGAUAUAUCUUGUGUUGCUGAGGUCAAAUCGUCACUGGAAAUUCCAAUUUCUCCCCGGGCUUUACCAGAUUCUGGCAAUGGAUCAUCUAAUUGCCAAGACACAUGUCCUUCUGAACAUGAAGUUGUCACGUCGAAUGCAGUAGAUGUUCCCAGCAUAACAGGUACAAUCGACAAAACACCUCUAGCAUUACAACUUUUAAAUGCAUGUGAAACUAUCCUUUCUGAUGGUACUAGUACCUGUGCAGCAGAUAGACAAGACAAGUUAGGCAAGGUUGAAUCUGACAAUGGUAGUUGUACAACUGAAACUAAUGAAAAUGCAGCAGUAAAUGAUGUUGAUGCCAUCAAAUCUGAAUUUUCUAUUUCAAAGGAAUCAGAAGAAUCUAGCCCUUCUUUGGCUGGUUCAGUUGAAGUCAAAAGGUUAUUGGAUGAUGAAAGAAAAGGUGUCAAUGGAGAAUCUGGAAUUUUGGAAGAGAGUCAAGUGCCAGUUAAAGAACAUAAUGCAUCAACUUUAGCUGUUGAAAAGGUGACGACCAGUUUAGACAAUCAACUUUCAGCAAGCAUACAAACUGCACAGUCAGAAGUAAAUGAGAAAACCCAAAGAAGGGAUUCUAUCAAAGUUUCUAUUGAAAAGCAGAAGGUGAUAUGUAAUGAAUUCUGGAAGAAAUUUGAAGAUGAAAAAGCUGAAGACAGAACUGCAAGAGCUGCAGUUAGUGCCAAACGCCAACAGAUGGAGUCACUCCAAUUAAUGUUAAACAAGCUGAAAAAUGUACAGUCCAUUGAGGAACUUGAUGCCAAGAUACAAUCAAUGGAAUUUGAUCUUCAGCAUGUAACCAUGCCACUGAAAGAAGAAAAGAAAUAUAUUCAUGAUCUUAAACAGUUAAGGCAACAGCGAGACCAACUCACUUCUAAUAUGGGCUCAAUUACUGAAAUGGAUGAGGCAUUUGAUCAAAAGGAACAGAUUGAUGAGCGAUUUAAUCUUUUGAAGAAGGAAUUGGAUUCUCUUAGGACUGAGGUGCUGCGAACUGAAGCAAAUGCAAAUGCUGCCAGGAAGAAGUAUGAUGAGGAACAACAAAUUUUGAGAGUUCUUCGUCAACAAUUCAGGGAUGCUGAUGUUCUUCGCCAAAAAGCAUAUGGACAAUGGCGAGAACUUAAAAACAUGGUAACUGAAAGGAAUAAACAUUUUAGCAUGUACAAGCGUGAUCAGAUAUCUGCUCAAAGCUAUUUAUCUUCCAGAGAUUUUGAGGGACUCCUGUCACACUGUAGUAAACAGGUUGAAAAUGUAAUGGAUCUGUGGAGCAAUGAUGACGAGUUCAGAACGCAAUAUGUUAAAUCCAAUUUGAACAGCACACUGUGGAGACUUAGGACACCUGAUGGAAGAUCCCUUGGUCCAGAUGAGGAACCGCCUGUUAUACAAACUAACCAAUUCAGGAUUUCAGUCCCUCCUCCACAGCAGGCCAAAAUCAACGAAUCUGUUCCACCUGCAACUUUAGAAGCAAAAGCUGAAACUUCGGAAGAAGUUGAAUCGUUUCCUGCUUUGCCAGCAGCAAAAAAUGAUCAUCCUGUUGAACCUAAAAAUCCAGUGAAACCUCCUCCAGAAAAGUCAAAAAAAACUGAAACUGCUAGAGUUCAAGAUAGAGAAACUGAAAUCGAUGAGAGCUUGAAUGUUCAAACAAAGGAGGAAGAGGAGCUUAGAAAGAAGGAAGAGGAGCUUAGAAAGAAGGAAGAGGAGCUUAGAAAGAAGGAAGAGGAGCUUAGAAAGGAAGAAGAGUUGAUUAUGAAGGAAGAAGAAUUGAGAAAAGAAAAAGCUGCAGCUGAGUUAAAAGAACAGCAACGCUUAGAGGAAAUAGCAAAAGCCAAGGCGGCAGAAGAAAGGAAAAGGAGACAAGCUGAGAAGGCACAGGCCAGAGCUGAAUACCGAGCACAAAAAGAAGCUGAAAAAAGGGAGAAGAAGCGAGCAAAGCAGCACAAGAAGAAAGGCAUUGCUGCUGAAGACACAACACCCAUUAAUGGUGUUGACGAAGGCAUUGCCCCAUCUUCAGAAACUAUGAAGGAACUUGAUGUUACUGCAGUAUCAGUGACAAAGAAACCUCCGAGGCUGGUGGCUUCAGUAAAGCAAUUCAACAAGGUACAGCCUAUUCCCUUGCCACUUCGUAAGAAGGGAAAGAGGAAGAUGUCCACAUGGAUGUGGGUGCUUCUGACUGUUGUAGUAGUAGUCUUUCUGUUCCUUGCUGGCAAUUACAUCACCUUGUCCACUUUCAGCUUCCAACAACCUGGCCUUUGAACGCAUUCUAGUUGCAUACACUACACACACAAACAUAUAAUAUAAAGAUUAUGGUUUAUAGGGGGUAGGAAAGGGAGUUUAUGCAUGAGUGGCAACCAUUCUUUGUGCACUACUAUUUCCAAUUUUUCUUUCUUAAGAUUACUCUCUGCAUAAUAUGCUUUUGGUUUGUGAUUUGCGUUUGGAACGAUAGUACUAUAUUUAUUGAAUUGAUUGAGACCCCGAGUGACUUAUUACUGUCUAAA